GAAAUAUUUUCGUUCGUUCUUCAUUUUGACGCAUCACAGAAAGUUACCAAAAAUUUUCGUUGCACUUAAUUUGUGAAAAUUACUUAAAAAUGUGCUAAAUUCCGUCGGUUUUUUGCAGUCAUCGUGUAGUAUUUGCCCGGUACAUUCGAGCAGUGAUAGUUUUCUCCGGAAAUGACGCAAUAUUUGCCACCAAACUUGCUGGCAUUAUUUGCCCCACGCGAUCCGAUACCAUUUUUGCCCCCUCCGGACAAACUUCCGCACGAGAAAAAGUCCCAAGGCUAUGCCGGCGUUGGAGCAUUUCUGGAUUUGUUCGAGGAUCCGAAGGAUACACCGCCACCAACGCGGGUUGAAACCCGUGAAGAGCGGAUUGAAAGACGUCGCCGGGAGCGAGCAGAACAGGUAGCCUAUAAACUAGAACGCGAAAUUGCCACUUGGGACCCGAACCAGUUGGAGGCUGCCACUGCAGAUCCGUUCAAGACGCUGUUUGUUGCAAGAAUUAAUUAUGACACUUCGGAAUCCAAAUUACGGCGGGAGUUUGAAAUCUACGGUAAAAUCGUAAAAAUCAUCAUCAUACACGAUAAGGAAUCCGGGAAGCCCAGAGGAUACGCAUUUAUUGAGUAUGAACAUGAAAGGGACAUGCACUCCGCCUACAAGCAUGCCGAUGGUAAGAAAAUCGAUGGUAAGCGAGUGCUGGUCGAUGUGGAACGCGCCCGCACCGUGAAAGGUUGGCUCCCGCGCCGCCUUGGCGGAGGACUGGGCGGAACUCGUCGUGGAGGAGCCGAUGUCAACAUCAAACACUCCGGUCGUGAGGAUAACGAACGCGAAAGGGAACGCUAUCGCUUGGAACGUGAACGAGAAGACCGUGAUCGACGUGGCGAUCGUUUCGAUCAACGGUUCGACCGCCGUCGCUCACGGUCUCGUGAUCGCGAACGUCGCAGGCGUAGCCGAUCGAAGGAUCGGAGCAGACGCAGACACAGUCGUGAUCGGGAAUAUGACGAUCGAUGGGAUAAGGAGCGGGAGCGCAGUCGUGAGAAGGAUCGUGAGCGGGAUCGUGAGCGCGAUCGUGAUCGUUCCGAUCGUGACCGUGAUCGUGAGAAGAAACGUAGACGCUCUCGUAGCCGAUCGCGGGAACGCGAUCGCGACCGUGCUGAGAAGAAACGCGACAAGCGUGACAAGGACCGGGAUCGCGAGCGUAAGGAACGCAAACCGGAGUUCCGCGAAGGCGAGAUCAAGAUCAAGGAGGAACCACUGGACGAUUAUCCCGACUACAGUACCCAGUACACCAACUAUCAAGCGCAGGUCAAAAACGAAGACGACGAAGAAAAGUAUCGCCCGCACGAGGACGAAGAACAGAACGGAUCUUCCCGGGUGCGAAGUAGUGGUGGUGCUGGAGAAAACGGUAGCCGCUACGGUGCCCCUGGUCGUGAUGACGAUGCCUAUGACGAUCGUUAUGACGGUUAUUAGCAUGAGUGAGUGGUUGGUCAGCGAAUUCCUUCUUCGCAGUCUUUCUCCACAUAUAUUAAUUGUAAAUUUCUGCGAGUGUUGUAAGCCAUCUCUGCUUCUAAGAUCACUAGGUUGCAAUUUUCUGACAAUUUUCCUACCCGGACUCCACACAUCAAAGGUUAAGUAUUGUUCGUAAGUUCAUAGCUACUUUUAAAAUUGUAUGGCAUUUCGCAGGUUAAGUGUGUUCAAAAUUUCAAAUGCUCUGUUAUCAGUAUAGUUCAGAAUUUUUGGACGGUUCUGAUUCAGCCAGGGCACGGAAUUCUGAACGUUCAUUUCAAAGUAGGUAACUUGGUAAAAUCUAUUUAUAAAACAAUAUUUGUCUUGAGAUAAAUGUUUGGGUACUUGGACUAUUUGAAACAACCAUCGACGUCUGCGGUUCGUGUUCGUCAGAUGUAUAAUAGUUUUCCUUUUAGUUAAUAGGAUGGGAUUCGUGUAAACCCAGGCGUAAGUAAAAUUUUGAAUACAAUAGCCACAUUUGAUCAUCCGA
Messenger RNA from Armigeres subalbatus, 1990 nucleotides. RefSeq names its product U1 small nuclear ribonucleoprotein 70 kDa-like. Gene Ontology annotation, cellular component: U2-type prespliceosome; U1 snRNP; precatalytic spliceosome. Gene Ontology annotation, molecular function: U1 snRNA binding; mRNA binding. Gene Ontology annotation, biological process: mRNA splicing, via spliceosome. Lineage: Eukaryota; Metazoa; Arthropoda; Insecta; Diptera; Culicidae. The coding region runs from base 172 to 1464 and encodes 430 amino acids. The transcript has 6 exons. The record is from RefSeq and is a predicted model, not a curated record.